Melanotaenia boesemani (Boeseman's rainbowfish) is the source of this 2507-nucleotide messenger RNA. RefSeq names its product protein Dok-7-like. The record is from RefSeq and is a predicted model, not a curated record. The transcript is spliced from 13 exons. Bases 81 to 2345 code for a protein of 754 amino acids. Gene Ontology annotation, biological process: neuromuscular junction development; positive regulation of protein tyrosine kinase activity. Gene Ontology annotation, molecular function: protein kinase binding. Lineage: Eukaryota; Metazoa; Chordata; Actinopteri; Atheriniformes; Melanotaeniidae.
GUAAAGGCUAUUUUGAAAAUUAACCCCCCCGCCUCCACACACACACAUGCACACACAGCUGCUCGGAACCAUGACAGAAGAUGACGGAUACAGUUGUCGCAGAGGGACAAGUCAAGUUUAGAGAUGGAAAAAAGUGGAAGACUCGGUGGGUUGCUCUUCAGAAGCCCUCUCCUGUUGCAGAUUGCUUGACGUUACUUGUGUAUAAAGAGAAGAAGAAAGGAAAAAGCAGCGGCCACAAGGAAAGGCUCAAUGUGACACUGGAGGGUAUUUGUGGUGUGGAGCCAGGGCCUGGGUAUGAUGGCGUAUCAUACACUCUUUCCAUUCUCUGCUUGGCACACUCAUUAGUCCUGGGCUUCAACAGCCGGGAUGCUCUGCUGGCCUGGGAUGCCCGCAUCCGCUACAGUCUGGGGGAAGUUCACAGAUUCAGUGUCGACGUGGAACCAGGCACGAAACUGGAAGGUGGCCCCGCCUCCCUCCACCUGUGUAACAACCUGCUGGCCCUCAGCAGGGGCCUCCUUCCGGUUGUCUUUGGCCACUGGAAGUUGUCGGCCUUGCGUCGUUAUGGUGCCGUCCCAAACGGAUUUGUGUUCGAGGGAGGGAGUCGCUGUGGAUUCUGGGCCGGUGUUUUUUUCUUGUCCUGUUCAGAAGGAGAUCACAUCAGUUUUAUGGUUGACUGCAUCGUCCGGGGCGUCACCCCCAGCAGGGCCCUGCAUGGUCUGCCACCUAACCGCCCAGAUCCAAACGCUGACCCAGCCUCAUCAGAAGAGCGGAUCAGCCAGGAAACCUCUGAGCUGGAGAAAAGACUCAGCAUGUUGUCUCAGUGCAGCCUGGCAAGCAGCACAGCCUCCUCUUACAGCUGCAGCACAUCUGUUGCCGGGGACGACCACAGCAUCUCCAGUUCCUCCUCAGAUACGAGCUAUGGAAACAGACUUCCAUUUUGGGUGGAACCAUCAGCUAGACAGCACCUCUCCAAUGAGACUGCAUCAAGCUCCUCCACUCUGAAGACUUUGACUUGUUCAGACGACCGGCUCUAUGCCGCUGUCAUGAGUUGCCCAUCCUCUGUCCAACUCCAUCCUCGUGGUCUCCAUGACAGUGGACGGCAGAGCUCAUUAGACAGUGGGAUUGGGAUAGCAACGGGAAGUCAGUCAUCUUACUCUGGAAGUUAUUCUUCGUGUACAGAUAGUCUGGACAUGGCCUGCCAAGGAGGUGGAGAGGAAUUUGGCUCAGUGGUCAGUCCUGCUCCUCCAGCUCCUCCCCCAACGCCUCCUCCAUCACCUUUUCAGCCUGCACUAACCUCAGAACACAGUUCUACAAACAUCUCCUCCUCCUGCUCAUCCAGAUGUGCCUCUCGAGCAUCUCGGAGGCACAGUGAGGAGUACCAGAUCCCGAGCUUGAUCAGACUGUGGUAUGAUACCCCCAGGAGUCUGCUCCGGGCCCUGUCACCGAGGGAACCAAUAAUACAGGGAGCCCCACAUGAAGUGAGCGAGAACAGAGUGAGCAGUGGAAGUAGAGGUGAUAGACAGAAGCAAACGUUAAGAAAAAGCCCCAAAGAGCUGAGGGCUCAGUGUCAGGCAACCAUGCAGCGCUCACACUCCUGGGGCAGCGAGAGGGCGCCCUCUGUGGACAGUGAGGGGAGGUCCACACCCAGACCCCAGCCAGUCCCCAGAAGCUUGGAUAUUGAGGAAACACAGGGUCACCAUGUAUUGUACAGCCGUAUUAUACCAGAGCAAUGGUGGUCAGCGAGGAGCAGAUGCUCAACUCAUGCUGACAGAUCUGCAUUAACAGGCUCACCACUGUCCUUUACUGCAGCUGCACAAGAGAAACGCAGUGACGUUGUGGAUAUUGGCAGUAUGCUGAAAGGGCUGAGGAGGAUGCUACCGUCUUCUCCACCUUCAGCCCCUCCUCCUCCUCCUCCUAUCACAGUUAAUAUUCACAGGCCAACAUCAGCAUGUGCUUUGUUCCAGUCUCCCCAUGGAGCUCAUGGUGAGGGAUUUCACAGGGACAGCACUGUUAAUUAUGUAAACAUCCACAUUAACCCCCUACCGGCUGCAGGUACGGAGCUCCUCUACACGGAGCUGGACCUGCAGGAGCAUGGAUCAGUUUCUAUGUCCAGUCCCUGCAGCAUGAGAGGUGACAAUCUGCAUAUCUACAGACCCAAAAACAAAACACAAAAAAAAAAAGUUUUGUUCAAGCCUCCCCUUUCUCCCCAACUAGAAGAGGGCCCCAUCAGGUACGCCCACCUGAACACCACUGCCAUGGAAACGGCUCAGAGAGUGGGGGCGAAGCAUGCUCAGGGCAGGGAGGACAGGCUGGCUCAACUUGAGAACAGAUGGCCACCAAACUGACUCUGCAGCCCACAACGCGAUGAGACUUCAGAAGAGUUUUCACUUCAGAAUCUUUGUCCCUCCAAAUAAGCUAAAAUGCAGGGAUGCAGGCGGUGUCGUACUUCAUUACACCCACAGCUGGAUGAGUGUGCAGAAAUUUCCAUAAGCAAUCCAUUCCACUAA